This is a messenger RNA of Exophiala mesophila, 1390 nucleotides long. RefSeq lists its product as uncharacterized. The coding region runs from base 26 to 1249 and encodes 407 amino acids. The transcript is spliced from 2 exons. The record is from RefSeq and is a predicted model, not a curated record. Lineage: Eukaryota; Fungi; Ascomycota; Eurotiomycetes; Chaetothyriales; Herpotrichiellaceae. Gene Ontology annotation, molecular function: protein binding.
CCCGGUGUAGACAAUGAGGUAAAUUAUGGAGAGCAAGCCACCACUGCCAAAGUAUAUUCUCCGUGGCCAUACGUCGACCAUCCACGCAUUGGAAUUCUUUGCCUCAAAUGAACUCCUCGUUUCUGGAGACGGUGAUGGGUGGGUUAUAGUGUGGAAUGUAUCUUCGAAACGCCCUGUGGCUGUAUGGCACGCUCACAAGGGAGGAGUGAUGCAGAUCAAGCCCUGGGCGGAUGACAGACUUGUAACGCACGGUAGAGAUCAUGCACUUCGAGUAUGGCAGGUUCGACCUGACGAUUACGCCCGGCUCAGUACAAAGCUUCCCUCGGAGGGUACAGACCAGGACAAGCAUCUUCAACCUUGGCUUUUGCAUUCUCUUGCAGUCAACGCCUUGAACUUCUGUCCUUUUGCCAUCUGUGAGCAGCGUCAAGAUGGUUUAGAUUCUACAGCGUUAGAAGCUCAUGCACCUCAACUCAUUGCUUCACCAAAUGGCUUGGAUCAGGGUGGAGUUGACCUGUUCCAACUACCCUCUGAGCAUCGCAUCUCUCAGUUGAAGUCAGAUCCAAAGGUUAACACAGGCAUGGUCAUGGCAGUGCAAAUAUUCUAUGACGACGCCUUAAGCGGGCUGAUGUUGAUUUCCGGGUACGAAGACGGCCAAGUCAUGGCUCACGUCUACCAAGGCGAGAUGGACAGCCAGACACCCCGACAAGAAACAGGAAAAUGGGUUCGUGUCAUGCAACACAAGCCUCACUCGCAGCCGGUCCUUUCGCUCAGUGUUAUGCCCUCAAAGAAUUACUUGAUCACAUCAAGUGCAGAUGCUACCAUCGCCAGGUUCGCACUCGAGAUUUUACAAGGGCACGGCAACCUUGUAAGCAGGCAGAAUGCAGAUAAAGUCAUCAACACAAAACAUGCAGGCCAGCAAGGCCUUUCGGUUCGAUCGGAUGGCAAGAUAUUUGCAACAGCAGGCUGGGAUUCACGUGUGAGGGUCUAUUCGUCAAAGACGAUGCAAGAGCUGGCAGUGCUGAAGUGGCACAAAGACGGAUGUUACGCGACCGCAUUCGCCGAUGUUGGCGAGAGCGAGAGGACAAGUCCAUCAUGGCCAGGUAUGACAGAGUCUACAUCAAGAGAUGCUGCCAGGAUACCGUCCGCGUUGGAGACUAUCAAGCAUGACAGGGAAGAGAAAGCAAGACGGACGCACUGGUUGGCAGCUGGAGGAAAAGAUGGCAAGAUUUCUCUAUGGGAUGUCUUUUGAUUGACGUUGCGAGUCGUGGCCCACCAUCCCGAGAGACUCCGCAGGCUCGAUUGUUUACUGACAAGGCCCGCACGAUCUGUGGCAGGUAGAAAUGCGUGUUAUCACGUCUGGCAUCACCGUUCUCUCAGCUAGACUCCUCCC